CCUUCCAUCCUGAGCCCUUCUCCUGUCUCCUUCCCGACGCCGCCCUCCGUCGCCAUCACCGUGAUAACCUCGCCUCCUUGGAGUCUCCCGCCAGCGCAAAAGUCUCCUGCACCUUCUCCAUGGACGCCAUCACUAGCUCCGCCUUGCCCUCAGGAAUCGGCGAUAUCCUCCCUCCGCGACACUCCCCUACCUCUCGGUUUUGCACUUUUCCGGCAUUCCGCCCUGCGUGCUUGAUGAGGCUCUCGUACCAUCAAUCUGAAGCUCGUAUCUUCUCCCGUAGGCUUCAAUCCGUGUCCCCUGGUGUUUCCGGGAGUGAUGCGGGAGGAGAUGAGACGAACGUCUCAGGGUUCCUCCCCGCUGCUGAAAGAUUUCCAUCGAUCGAGUCCUGCAUCGCCUGCUUGCAAGGAGUGAUUACAUCAAUAUUUCAACAUUCUAUAAGGCCAAACUAUCAGUCCUUACAGAUUGAUUCACAUCUCCAUGGUGGCCUGGAGAUGGAUGUUUCAAAAUUCCCAGAGACUGCAAGAUAUGUCACCGGAGGAAAUGGAUCUAGAGCUGGAUUAUUUAGAACACCAAUAUCAGGUGGCGUACAAAGUGCAACAUCUGCUCAUGAUUUACCUUCCCCAGCCUUAGCUGUCCGCAAUCUUAUGGAACAGGCCAGAUUUGCUCAUUUGUGCACUACCAUGUCACGAAUGCAUCAUCGUCGGGAAGGAUAUCCUUUUGGUUCAUUAGUUGAUUUUGUACCAGACUCAAUGGGCCAUCCAAUCUUUUCACUUUCACCACUUGCUAUUCAUACACGAAACCUUUUGGCAGAUCCAAGAUCUAGUCUUGUAGUCCAAAUUCCUGGUUGGAGUUGCUUAUCAAAUGCACGGGUGACAAUAUUUGGUGAUAUUGUGCCCCUUCCAGCCAAUCAACAGGAAUCGGCCCGUAAGCACUACAUGACAAAACACCAGCAAUGGGCAUCCCAUCAGUGGGGAAAUUUCUAUUACUACAGAAUGCAGAAUAUAAGUGAUAUUUAUUUUAUUGGAGGAUUUGGAACUGUGGCAUGGAUCGAUGUUAAUGAAUAUGAGGCCACCCAACCUGACAAGAUUGCAGUUAUUGGUGGAGAGCAAAGUUUCAAGGAACUAAAUGCAAUGUUCUCAAAGCCACUUAAAGAACUCUUGUCUACAGAAACAGAGAUAGAUGAUGCGGCUCUCAUAUCAAUAGACAGCAAAGGCACUGAUAUAAGGGUUCGACAGGGUGCACAGUUCAACAUCCAAAGGCUGUCAUUCGAGGUAGAACACUUGGUGGAGACUCUGGAUGAAGCAAAGAAAGCACUGCACAAGAUCAUCAAGAACAAGAGCUACGAAUCUAGAAGAUUGUCUUGAUCAAACGUUGAAGAUUUUGCGAGUCCCAUCGACAAUAUCGUAGAUCCCAAAUAGAAUCAACAAAUAAGGAUGUUUGUUCUUGCAAAAAUGUCUAUUCUUUUAUUUGGUCACAUAAGAUGAAAAUAAGAUCUAAGAUAUUUGCAGUAUUAAUCAUGUGACGAAUGAGGUAGAAUUAAUAAUGUAUGAGGUGUAUCCUUAUACAAUAUAUUGACCAUUAAAUCAUUUAAAUGCAUAAUAAAUUUCUUGUCAUUGUAUUGGAAUUCAUAUUAUUAUUGUCAAUGAUAAAAUUGUAUAAUUAUUUUUU
Molecule: messenger RNA, 1668 nt
Organism: Zingiber officinale
Lineage: Eukaryota; Viridiplantae; Streptophyta; Magnoliopsida; Zingiberales; Zingiberaceae
Exons: 10
Coding region: 120-1364 (414 amino acids)
Source: RefSeq, a predicted model, not a curated record